GGCGUGUAUUACACUUUUACAGAACAGCACACGUCAGGAUGAGGCAGUGCCGAGCAGCUGGUACCACCGCUGUCACCACCUGAUCACCUGGCAACAUGAACCUGAGCUUCCACCGACGUCUGGUCCUGGUCUGCGCCCUCUUACUGUGCUGGGCCUGCAUUGGCGCGUACGGGCUGCAGUGUUACGCCUGUCUACAACAGAUCAGCCAUGCGGCCUGUAACAGGAUGGCACCCGAGAACUGCACGGGGCAGGACGAGAACGCCUGCUACACGCAAGUGGAGAGGUACCUGCACACAGGCAAGAAAAUCACCAAGGGUUGCUCAAACACCGUCCGUUGCCAAAAGGGUCAGUCCCUCAACCACGACUGCGAUCGGCCGCCCCGAAAGUGCACUUACUGCUGCGUGGGAAACCUCUGCAAUAGGUCCAACGGCCAACAGAGGGCGCUGUCGCACGGUGUGCUGUUCACCACUGGUGUGGCUUUGACCACGGUGUUUUAUCUCACCAUCACCAGCGGACUGGAUGUAUGACAGUUAUUGAACACGGCCUAAAUGACAACUGUCCACAAAAUAAAGGCGAAGAUAUACUUCUCCGAUUCUACGACGGUUUCUAGUCAAUGUACAAGAAUCAGAUGGCAUGCUGCCGUAUCAAAAAGCUAAUCUCCAAGCAGAUCCUACGGUGGCAAUACUAGUAGAUA
Branchiostoma floridae (Florida lancelet) is the source of this 694-nucleotide messenger RNA. Its product is annotated as ly6/PLAUR domain-containing protein 6-like. The transcript is spliced from 3 exons. The coding region runs from base 96 to 527 and encodes 143 amino acids. NCBI's taxonomy places the organism in Eukaryota, Metazoa, Chordata, Leptocardii, Amphioxiformes, Branchiostomatidae. The record is from RefSeq and is a predicted model, not a curated record.